This is a messenger RNA of Parnassius apollo (apollo), 372 nucleotides long. The record is from the annotation of a GenBank genome assembly. Lineage: Eukaryota; Metazoa; Arthropoda; Insecta; Lepidoptera; Papilionidae.
AUGUGUAAACGACAAUUUGUGAUCGAUAACGACGGUGAUAAUUUUUUAAAUAUUAAUACAUGUGCUGUAACUGGCGCCAUUUCAAUCGGGUGUGGUUAUUCUCAGUUACAAGAAUUUUCAUCCGCCAUGAAUUUACCAAUAAUGUCUCAAAAAACUUACCAAAAGAACCACAAAUUGUUGUCUGAGAACUGGCAGCAACUUGCACAACAGUCCAUGGACCAAGCAGCUGAAGAAGAGAGGAAUAUGGCUAUAGCAGAAGGCAGAGUCACUAAAAAUAGCACGCCAAUCAUAGAUGUGAUAGCAGACGGUGUGUAUGGUAAAAGGUCAUACAAAAAAAUUAUUCGGCUUUAUCCGGUGCUGCCGCAAUUAUAG